UGGAAUUUUAUUUAUGUUAGAAAGAGUCAGAACAAUAAUCAUCAUAUUUCGGUGAUUUAAUUUUGCAAAUAAUCAUUAUCGCAACGCAUCAAGCAUGAAUAUUCAAAUGAUAUAAAUAUGAGGGUUUUAGGGAAAAGAAUUUAGUUAGUUUCGCAAUUUUACAAUAGGAAAUGGAACUAUUUGGUAUAUAUUUAAUAUUAGCCACGGCAGUUGUUGUCCAAGGAUACAGAAAAUUUGGACUCAAUUGUGAGGAUAUUGCCUGUAUAUCUGGUAAAAAAUGCAUUGUAUCCAGAGUUCCCUGCGAAAACCCCGAUCAGCAAGAAGGAGAGCAAUGUGGAACCUAUCCGGAGUGCCAAUCAGCUUCUCUGGGGGAAACGAUGACGGAUCCCGAGAUGAAUUUAGAUGCGACAUUCUCACAAUUUCACAAUCGAUCGGCACGACAGAUUCCUAUGCGUCCCAUGCCAGGAGGAAUGCCAAUGCCAGGAGCGAUGCCGUAUCCUGGACCUGUUCCAAUGAAUGUACCAGCUCCGGGACGUGCGUAUUAUCCCUCGUAUAUGGGACAACCUUACAUGGGACAACCGUACAUGGGACAGCCGAUGCCUGGACCCAUGCCAGGUGCCAUGCCCAUGAUGCCAAUGAUGCCCCAGGGAGGUGGAACUAUGGGUGGUACCAGCAUAAUUGUGGAGCCCUUGGUAAUCCUGCCAAUGGGCAUUGGGGCAGGCACGGGUACGGGCGUGAAUCCAAAUCCAUAUUACGGAGCAAAUGGGGCUUAUCCCACCUACAACAAUUACAAUCCCUACAACACGUACACUACUGCACGACCGAACUACGACUAUAACAAUUAUAACAACAACAAUAAUAACUACCCGAAUUACAAUAACAAUACUGGCAAUAAUAACAAUUACAACGAUUACAACUCAUACGGUUAGAUUUCAAUUAAA
Drosophila simulans is the source of this 941-nucleotide messenger RNA. RefSeq lists its product as uncharacterized. NCBI's taxonomy places the organism in Eukaryota, Metazoa, Arthropoda, Insecta, Diptera, Drosophilidae. The record is from RefSeq and is a predicted model, not a curated record. The transcript is spliced from 3 exons. The coding region runs from base 171 to 929 and encodes 252 amino acids.